Sardina pilchardus (European sardine) is the source of this 1317-nucleotide messenger RNA. RefSeq names its product asialoglycoprotein receptor 2-like. The record is from RefSeq and is a predicted model, not a curated record. The transcript is spliced from 11 exons. Bases 135 to 1187 code for a protein of 350 amino acids. Lineage: Eukaryota; Metazoa; Chordata; Actinopteri; Clupeiformes; Clupeidae.
GCAGUGUGAACUGUGAAAGCCUUUCGUUGUUCAUCUGUGUACUUGUGUGAGUGACAAGCUGGCCUGCUAAAAGGACAUAUCUCUUACUAAAGGACACAUCUCUGAAAGGGUGCCCUAAUACGUCACCAGCAGCCAUGGUGGAAAAUGAUGAUGUCACAUAUGCUAAAGUCAACUUCAGCCAAUCAGGGAGCAGGAAGAAGAAUCAGAGUGGAAUUAAUGAGAGGGAAGAUGUAAUCUACUCAAAUGUGAAUCAUCUAAGAGAGGGGGGAUCGGCUCCUGAUGUCUCCUCCCCUGAAGUGCGAUCCAAACCGAAUGACCCCUUACCAACACCAAGGUCAGAGGUCAAGACCAACAAGAGGACAUGUCACAGAUCCACUAUGGUCCUGCUGGUUCUGUCUAUUCUUUUGCUGGUCAUGACCAUCUGUCUUGGAGUGAUGGUUGUGCUGAAGGCAGAUUUGGAGGCAGCUUUACGUGAAAAUGAAAAAAAUCUCACCGAUCAUUUUUCACAGUUAAAAAGCUUGAUGAAAGACAAAGAUAAUCUCACAAAUCAUCUGGAAACGCUGGCAGUAAAUCAUAGCAAAGAGAAGAUUGACCUGAAAAAUCAACUUCAAGGGAAAAACAAUGAAACAACAAAACUGAAGAGUCAGAAUGAAGCCCUGGCCCUGAAGAAUGUUGAUUUGAUGAAGAACCUCUCAGAACUCCAGAGGAAAAAUGCAGACCUUGAGUCACAACUCUCAGCUUCACAGGAAAGUUGUGCAUCUGGCUGGAAGCCUUUCAAUGGGAAGUGCUACUACUUUUCCACUGAUGUGAAGAACUGGGCUGACAGUAGGGAUGCCUGUGUGACUAUGGGAGGACACUUGGUCAUCAUAGAGAGUGCAGAGGAGCUGGAUUUCCUAAAGGGUGUCAUCCUUUCUAUAAAAAUCCUUUCUAUGUCAUACUGGAUUGGUCUGACUGACUCAGUUACAGAAGGUGACUGGCGUUGGGUGGACGACACAGCCUUCCGCUCUGACUCCAGUUUCUGGGAAAGAAAAGAGCCUGACAACUGGACAAAGAACAAUGCCCAUCCUGAAGGGGAAGACUGUGCCCACAUGAGUGGUCUUAAUGGUGGACAUUUCAUGGAUGCCUUUUGUUCCGAUAGUAAACAAAGAAUAUGUGAGAGUAGCUUGCAGUGCUCAAAAGGGGGAUGAGAGGUCUCUCUUCAUAAAUGGUCAUUAAACAUGUGUUUUAUGAGAUAAAAAUGUACACGUUUUUAGAUUUUGCAUCAGAUUUAGCUAUGUAGUGUGGCUCAAGCUUGAAACUGAGCAUCUAUGAGUAUAG